This is a messenger RNA of Stegastes partitus (bicolor damselfish), 1618 nucleotides long. It is a transcript of the gene cybc1, whose product is annotated as cytochrome b-245 chaperone 1. Lineage: Eukaryota; Metazoa; Chordata; Actinopteri; Pomacentridae. Bases 120 to 734 code for a protein of 204 amino acids. The transcript is spliced from 6 exons. The record is from RefSeq and is a predicted model, not a curated record.
UGUUGUUGCAACAAUAUGAACACAACUUCCUCAUAAUUCACUGCAUGUGUUUCCUCCUGCUAAUGCUCUUUUCCUAACGCCGAGCGACCCUAAUUUACUGAAAAAAAGAAGAUUUUAAGAUGGGCUACAUGAUCGUAGAAGAGCACAGCUCCACCCUUCUCCACCUCAAGAGAUCCCCGGGGAUCCGCUCAUGGUCUCUUCUUGUUGGUAUAGCAUCUGUUGGUUUGGCCGCGGCAUACUACAGCUCAGACAGCGUCCUGUGGAAACUUUUCUAUGUGGCCGGCUGCCUGUUUGUGGCCAUGCAGAACAUGGAGGAGUGGGAGGAGGCCGUGUUUGACAAAACCAAGAACCUGAUCGAGCUCAAGACGUUUAGCUUGUAUACUUUAGUCCUGACCUUAUGGAGGAAGGGGCAAGAGAAAGUUGUGUUGGAUCUCACCCAGCUGUGUGACGUGUGUGUCCAGGAAGAGAGGGUUCGGUAUUUGGGGAGGGGUUAUCUGCUGAUGCUGCGGAUGGCUGCAGGCUUCUCCUACCCGCUCACUCAGAGCGCCACACUGGGGGGACGCAGUGACGUGGAGGCUCUCUCCACACUGCUGAAACGCUUCCUGGGGCUGGAGGAGCUGAAGCAACGCAGGCAGCAGGAGUAUGAGGCCGAGUACGGAGAGGAGGAGGGGGAGGAGGAGGAAGAUUCUCUGGACAACAUCACUGACUCAGACGAUGAAGCUGAUGAACUCUGAUCUCGUGUAGUGUUUACUGUAACUUUGGGUAGAUUGCGUUAGGGGGCAUCAUGGCACUGCAAAGGCAUUACAGAGGACGAGGUUUUCGUGAUGCCCUCAACACACGGUGAACUGUAGCAUGUGCAUGGGACUCCAGGGAUAUUGACUCGUUUAGCGUCUCCUCACCGACCUCCUCCUUGUAUUUUUCAGUGUUUCGGGUAAAUUAAAGUUUAUUUGAAUAUCAUUUCCAUGUUAGUUUUGGUAAAAUUAAAAAAAAAAAAAAAGCUCCAGGAAAUCUGAUAAAGGGACUUUUUCCAUUCAUUACACUGUAACCUUCCUUAAAUUAAUGUAAGUCUAAACAUCUAAACAUUUUUUUAAACUAAUUACUAUUUGAGAAUACACUCCAGAUUAUAGAUUUUCUGUGCCUUCCUACUGAACUCUAAUAAGUGUUUAUGUGUUCAAGACAAUGCAGAGUGUUUUUCCCACAGUUUUCUGGGCCACCCAGUUCAUAGUCACCUUCUUUUGCAUGUUUAUUCAUACCCAGUCUGCAGUCCAGAUGAAUGCAUGUGCAAACUGUAAUUGAGCAUGAAGGAUUUUCUGAGCUCAGUCGAAAGUAAAUUAGGUGUGAAAUUCGUGGGUCUGUUGCUGUUCUGUCUGUUCACAUUUCUGUACUUUUUUUUAAUGAACCAAAGACUGAAUCUCAGGCAAACACUUGUAGGGUGCUUUGGACAAACAGUUUCUUUUUUCUUCCAAAAAGUAUAAUGAAUCACCUCUGAUUGUGAAUGCUGAUAUGUGCUACUUGAAAGGAAAAUCUGAGCAUUUUUGUUAACUGAUGGUUGAUUUUAUUGUACCUGUUUAUUUUCGUACAUUUGCAAAUCUUAUAUAAAGCUCUUUUUGUAUUGAAA